GAGUGGGUACGAGUUAAACGCUCUCGAGCGCUCGCACGAGCGUAGCCGUAGUUAGUCCGUCAGAAACUAUCGUGGCGUGCGGAUCGUGUUUUGCUCUGUCUCCGGAGCAAAACACACUUACGCGGCGUUUGACAAGUUGAUUGAAACCUCGAAAAAUUCUGUCGAUUCGUGCACGCGGAAAGUGAGAUUUAACACGAAGUGAAUAGACAUUUGAAGGAUAAUUGAAAACACGAGUUCGAAAAUCUCGUUUGGAACUUGGCCAAGUUUAUCCAAGUGUUUUAUCGCGAGGGAGUUCGUUGAACUUUUCACUCGAACAAUUGUUGUGGCUUUUUUCUCGCCGGUAAACGCGGCUUUUUCCAACUUUUCCAAGCCGCCUCGAUACCAUCAACCGCGAACGAACGUUCUGAACUUUAAAAUACGAAAGUAACGCCCGAGGCAAAAAAUCUCUCACGCGAUAAAUUUAUUUUCCUGUGCACAUCUCUUUUUCAUUCACUUUUUCUCAACGAGCCUUUUUCCUUUUGUCGUCGUCUCGUGGAUAUAUAAUAAUACGUGCGUGUUUUAAAUAUGGUGCGGGGUUUGUCGCAAUGGACGAAGACCCUGAGCUUUCCAGCGAGGGUCUCCCCACAACGACCUGCCAAAGAGUCUAAGGGCUUUCACGUCAGCCCCAGCUCUAGUCCGACCUCGCCUCCUAGUCCCAUCAAUGAUAACAUGGACAAAACACCAAUUAUCACGGAUACCGAGAAUUUCGGGGAUUUGGAGGCUGAGAAAGCGAUCAUGGGCUCCAUUGUUUUUUGCAUCCAUCACAAAGACGGCUGCAAAUGGUCCGACGAGCUGAGGAAACUCAAGGCUCACUUGAACACGUGCAAACACGAUGCGGUGCCUUGCACGAACAAGUGCGGGGCCAUGAUUCCUCGCGUUUUGAUGGAAGAUCAUCUCAAAUACACGUGUGCACAAAGACGAGCACGCUGUGACUUUUGCGCCAAAGAAUUCACCGGUCACACUCUCGAGAAACACACUGGAACUUGCGGUUACGAGCCACUAUACUGCGAAAACAAAUGCGGGAUGAAGGUACAGAGAAGACAUUUGGGCCAGCACAAAUUAGGCGAAUGCGCGAAAAGACUCGUCGCCUGUCGUUAUUGCAACAAAGAAUUCGUCUUCGACACCCUCGGAGCCCACCACGCCAAGUGUGGACGCUUUCCUGUCGCUUGUCCACAUCGGUGCGAAACCGCCGUCCUACCGAGAGAAGACCUCGAAAUUCAUCUCAAGGACCAUUGCACCACGCAUCUUUUGUCCUGUACCUUCAAAGAUGCCGGUUGUCGAUUCAAGGGCAAUCGAUUUUCGCUGGACAAACACGUCGAAGAAUCUGCCAAAAUGCAUCUUAGCCUAAUGUGUAGCGUCGUGACGAAACAGCAACAUCAAAUCACCAGUCUCAAGUCAGCCAUGAGCAAAUUAUCGUUGAAUUAUACCGGAACCCUCAUCUGGAAAAUCAACGAUUACACGGUGAAAAUGGCAGAGGCUAAAGCCAAGGAAGGCAUGGAACUUGUCAGCCCACCCUUCUAUACUAGUCAAUAUGGGUACAAACUUCAGGCCUCGAUAUUCCUCAACGGAAAUGGAACGGGCGAAGGAAGCCACUUGUCGAUAUACAUAAAGAUCUUACCCGGAGAAUACGAUGCGCUACUGCGUUGGCCUUUUUCACACAGCGUGUCAUUCACGAUGUUCGAUCAGACGGUUCAAGCAGAGAAGGCGUGCAACAUCGUCGAGAGUUUCAUCCCUGAUCCAACGUGGAAAAAUUUUCAACGACCUUCCCGCGAGCCCGAUUCCCUUGGUUUUGGAUUCCCGAGAUUCGUCUCCCACGAAAUGGUGAAAAAACGACAUUUCGUCAAGGACGACACGAUGUUUAUAAGAGUCAAAGUCGAUCCGAGCAAAAUUGUUGCGGUUUAACGAAUUUUUGUCUCUUCGAACUGUAAUUAUGAUAAAAUUUUUUGCAAAUAACAGAAGGAAAAUUGAACGAACGAACCGUGCCGAAAUUUCAGCAUUUCGGAAUCUAAAAAGUUGUAAAAAUUCUUCAAUUCAUCGUAACAGAAGGCAAAUCAGCGUUGUUAAAUCAAUUUCGAUGUCGGAAAAACAAAUGAAAAUAUUAUAUUCAAUAGGAAUUUACAACGGGAAAACAAAAACCAAACGACGAAGAAAUUUUUGCUUCGAGAUCCACCGAUCGAAUGUAAAUACAACAGGACAAGGUAGAAAAAAAAUCGAAUGAAAAAACUAAACGAGGUGUGGCAUUUAACAGGAGAAUAGACUCGAAUAGUUUGUACGAUUGUAAAUAGUUUUUAUCUACAUAGUUUUUAUAUAAACAUUUAUAUAUAUUUUAGAUUUGUAAGGAGAAAAUGUGAUUGAGAUGCUAGUGACAGUAUGUAAAACGAUCCAUAAAAGUUUCUUUGUUUACGGAUUAUCAAAAUAAAAUGAAAAUAUAAGUGCAUUUGCGAUGAAAAAUAAAA
This is a messenger RNA of Venturia canescens, 2495 nucleotides long. RefSeq names its product TNF receptor associated factor 4 (gene Traf4). The coding region runs from base 565 to 1941 and encodes 458 amino acids. Gene Ontology annotation, molecular function: zinc ion binding; protein binding. The transcript is spliced from 6 exons. Lineage: Eukaryota; Metazoa; Arthropoda; Insecta; Hymenoptera; Ichneumonidae. Gene Ontology annotation, biological process: protein K63-linked ubiquitination; regulation of apoptotic process; tumor necrosis factor-mediated signaling pathway. The record is from RefSeq and is a predicted model, not a curated record.